This is a messenger RNA of Elephantulus edwardii (Cape elephant shrew), 696 nucleotides long. It is a transcript of the gene VPS28, whose product is annotated as vacuolar protein sorting 28 homolog (S. cerevisiae). Gene Ontology annotation, biological process: protein transport to vacuole involved in ubiquitin-dependent protein catabolic process via the multivesicular body sorting pathway. NCBI's taxonomy places the organism in Eukaryota, Metazoa, Chordata, Mammalia, Macroscelidea, Macroscelididae. Gene Ontology annotation, cellular component: ESCRT I complex. The coding region runs from base 18 to 683 and encodes 221 amino acids. The transcript is spliced from 9 exons. Gene Ontology annotation, molecular function: protein-containing complex binding. The record is from RefSeq and is a predicted model, not a curated record.
CCGCCCAGGACUCCAGCAUGUUCCACGGGAUCCCAGCCACCCCAGGCCUGGGAGCUCCAGGGAAUAAACCGGAGCUCUACGAGGAAGUCAAGCUGUACAAGAACGCCCGGGAGCGAGAGAAGUAUGACAACAUGGCGGAGCUCUUUGCGGUGGUGAAGACCAUGCAGGCCCUCGAGAAGGCCUACAUCAAAGACUGCGUCACCCCCAACGAGUACACAGCUGCCUGCUCCCGGCUCCUGGUCCAGUACAAGGCUGCUUUCCGGCAGGUGCAGGGCUCCGAGAUCAGCUCCAUCGAUGAGUUCUGCCGCAAGUUCCGUCUGGACUGCCCGCUGGCCAUGGAGAGAAUCAAGGAGGACCGUCCCAUCACCAUCAAGGAUGACAAGGGCAACCUGAAUCGCUGCAUUGCUGAUGUCGUCUCGCUCUUUAUCACAGUGAUGGACAAGCUGCGGCUGGAGAUCCGAGCUAUGGACGAGAUCCAGCCUGACCUGCGGGAGCUCAUGGAGACCAUGCACCGGAUGAGCCACCUGCCUCCCGACUUUGAGGGCCGUCAGACAGUCAGCCAGUGGCUGCAGACUCUGAGCGGCAUGUCGGCAUCUGACGAGCUGGACGACUCCCAGGUGCGCCAGAUGCUGUUUGACCUGGAGUCGGCCUACAAUGCCUUCAACCGCUUCCUGCACUCCUGAGGCUGCUGCGCCC